This is a messenger RNA of Sinocyclocheilus grahami, 616 nucleotides long. Its product is annotated as homeobox protein DBX2-like. The record is from RefSeq and is a predicted model, not a curated record. The coding region runs from base 1 to 519 and encodes 172 amino acids. Gene Ontology annotation, molecular function: DNA-binding transcription factor activity, RNA polymerase II-specific; DNA binding. NCBI's taxonomy places the organism in Eukaryota, Metazoa, Chordata, Actinopteri, Cypriniformes, Cyprinidae. The transcript has 4 exons. Gene Ontology annotation, biological process: regulation of transcription by RNA polymerase II.
AUGCUGGGAAACACGUCUGCAGCCGUUCUGAAAACUCUUGUUUGCACUCAUCCGUCUCCAGUUAUCAUGACCGGUGUUUCUCUGCCCCGCUGCUCUGGAUCUGGACCUGUGAUGUCGUCUGCUCCUCUGUUCCCUAAGGGCGUGGGGUCUGUGCUGUGGAGUCCAGCGCUGAGCUCCAGGUCUCAGCCGGGAAUCCUGCGGCGGGCUGUGUUUUCUGAGGAACAGAGACGAGAGCUGGAGAGAACCUUCCGCAAGCAGAAAUACAUCAGCAAGACCGAGCGCAACCGACUGGCCACCGACCUCUGUCUGAAAGAGACGCAGGUGAAGAUCUGGUUCCAGAACCGCAGGAUGAAGUGGAGGAACUCCAGAGAGAAGGAGAGCACAUACACACGACCGCUGAUGGCUCCAGAGCAUCAGUCGCUCCAAUCUGAACCGGCGGACAAAACACACACGCCAGCGCAGACCAAACACACUCACACUCACUCACCGGUGCACAGCACAAACGCUGAGACCAGAUGACAAAUCAGAGGAGAGAACAGACUCUUGAUGCGAAACAGCUGGAAAAGAUUUCUACGCAAAAACUGCAAAUAUCUAGGAAUUUUACAGUUGUGAUUUA